UCUUGCAGGCCGAAAAAGUCCUUCCCCCUAAACACCAUUUUAAUUUCUUUCAUUUUCUCUAUAUUAAUUAUACUCAUCCUCAACUUGCAAUCUAUUGAUCUCAGUGUAUGUUGUUUGCUUUGUGUCUGGAAAAGGAGAAACUAUGGCAGUUGCACGAGUGCAGAAGAUGGUCCUGAUAACUGUGUAUGAAGUAAAACCGAGAAGGAGAAGACUGUCCUUUAGCAAGAACCACCAUGCUCGUCUUCGACCAUCACACCAGCACUCUGGCGGUGCCUACAACCGGAGAGCUGAGCUUCUCCAAUAUUGCCAGCAGCUAAGGGCUCACGGGCACCAAACCGGCACCACCUCCCGAGCUAUCCCCCGCAACCAACAUACAAGCAACAAGAUUGUUCCAGCAUAUCGCAAUCAGAGUGAAUACAAGAAACUCUCGCCUCGGUCUGGACAAUAUUGGAAGAGGCUGCUGCUGCCGAAUUUUGUUCUGAGAUCACUUGGCAAUAACAGGAAGAAGAGGAUGAGUGAAUCCAUCCGCAACACUAUGAACACCAUUGUGAGAAGUUUCCAUAUGCAGAAGAAGCCGGGAUUCGUUGUGAAGUUCCUUUCCACAUUUCGACGGAGAAGGUGAAGUUCAGACUCUUCAGAGCAUGCUUGGCAUAUAAUAAUCCAAGUGCUGUAUUUGUGUCCGGCUAAAUAAAUAUAUUAUAUAUAUCUGAAGUUAUGUAUGAAGGUGUUUUGUUUGAACAAAGUACUUAUAAUCUAGUGGUAUUUAAUUUUAUUGUGAAAAAUUAGAGAUAAUAAAAAAGUUUUGAGUUUAAGAUUUGUUGG
Molecule: messenger RNA, 822 nt
Organism: Dioscorea cayenensis subsp. rotundata (Guinea yam)
Lineage: Eukaryota; Viridiplantae; Streptophyta; Magnoliopsida; Dioscoreales; Dioscoreaceae
Exons: 3
Coding region: 143-622 (159 amino acids)
Source: RefSeq, a predicted model, not a curated record